AUGAGCAGCGGCGCCGCAGCACCGGCGCCCGUCCCCCUGAAGGCGGUCGUGCAGGCAGCGCAGCGCAACCGCAACGCCACCGCACAGGUGCGGCGCUGGUUUGAGGACACCCUGGUCGAGGCCCAGCGGGGGGACGUGAAGCAGCAGGCGCUCGUGGCCCAGAUGUUUGCAGAGGGCUACGGCUGCCAGCGCGACCUGCAGGCGGCGGCCGAGUGGGCGGAGAAGGCGCGACUGCGCGGCUAUAAGAUGAAGGGGGUAUACUGCGAGCUCUGA
This is a messenger RNA of Monoraphidium neglectum, 273 nucleotides long. RefSeq lists its product as hypothetical. Bases 1 to 273 code for a protein of 90 amino acids. Gene Ontology annotation, molecular function: protein binding. Lineage: Eukaryota; Viridiplantae; Chlorophyta; Chlorophyceae; Sphaeropleales; Selenastraceae. The transcript has 3 exons. The record is from RefSeq and is a predicted model, not a curated record.